This is a messenger RNA of Ectocarpus siliculosus, 885 nucleotides long. Lineage: Eukaryota; Phaeophyceae; Ectocarpales; Ectocarpaceae. The record is from the annotation of a GenBank genome assembly.
AUGAUGGCUUCCUUGAACCCCUUCAACAAGACCAGGGGGCGCCACGGGGGCAGCAGCUCGACCUCGAGGAGCAGCGGGGGCAGGGGGGGGGCAGAGGCGGUGCCACGGAGCUACGCCGUGAACGGAGUCCGGUCCAGCUCCGAGCGGCUCCCGGAGCAAGGGGACGAUCCACUGCUACAAGCAAGGAGGCAAAGUGAGAGCGCUGUCCGCUCCGAGUUUGCUGCUUCCGCGGGCGGCGCCGGUGGGUCGAGGGCAGAUGGGGGUGUUGUGGUCGGCGAGUGGGCGCCGGGCGCGACAGCCAUGGCACCGAAGGCCACAGUGGGCUUGACUGAGUCGAAAGCUGACGAAGACUCACCAUCCGUGUUGUACAAGGGCAGGUACGAGGAGGCGGAGUGUAACAUGCCCAUGAUCUCGGAACUCGCCGAUGCGACGGAGAUGUCGCUGACAACUUCCAUCGUAACACGCGGAGAGCUCGACCUCGUGCAAAACCGGCUUGAGUGGGACGUAUCGCGGGUGACCGCCAUGCACUUCUUGGGGUACUACACUUCACAGGGAGUAACCGCGCCGGACGACACGUGCCAAGGGAGGCGGCUCGUCGAGAAGGUCGUGACGUACAUGAACAAGUACGUGGAUUUCUUCGCGAACUUGUGCCAGCAGGGCUACCAGUUCCAGCGGUAUAAGCCGUCGCACAUCGCCGCGGCCGCUAUACUUACCGCGCGGAGAGCACUCUGCAUAAAACCGAUGUGGCGAGACGAGCUGACCGACCUGACGGGCUACAAGCUGGAGGAAAUAUCUGAUUGUGGCGAGGACCUGUGGCACUUCUACGAGAAGAUGUUCCCGUUGCACAGGUCUACAGCCUGUGGGAACCGUUCGUACAAGCCGUAA